UCUCUUGCCAUGUCAUAACCUAUUCAGUGGACACACAAUUGAGAGGCAUGAUCUUCCUUUCCUCUUUCCUUCUACAAUGACUUGGUGACUGCAUUUGAAAUUCUGUGACAUGGAAUAAAUGUAUGGAGCACAUAGAAUCAUGUAAAUGUAUUCUCAAUGAAGUAUAUUUGUACAGUUCAGUCAGUCUCACCAUUUCUAUUACAUACAUAUGUGGGAUACUUUAGGAUACAAUGACCUAUGAGGAUGUGCAUGUGAACUUCACUCCUGAAGAGUGGGCUUUGCUGAAUCCUUCCCAGAAGAGUCUCUAUGAAGAAAUGAUGCUGGAAACCUGCAGGAACCUCACUGCUAUAGGCUACAAAUGGGAAGACCAGAAUAUCGAAGAACAUCGACCAAGUUCUAGAAGACAUGAAAGGUAUCUCAUCUGUCCUUCUGGCUACAAACCAUUUGAACAUAAGGGAUAUGGGAAGAAGCAAUGUACCCCUCUCUCUCCUACAACAGUUAGAAGAUAUGUCGGAGUGCCCACUAUGAGUAGACUUGGUGAAUGUGAUACAAGUUUACAAUUAAUUGGUUUUCCAACUACACUGGGAAUACAUCAACAAACUCACACUGGAAAAAAGCCUUAUGAUUACAGGAAUGUGGGAAUUCUUCUGUCUGUACUGGUUCACUUUGCAAAUGUAGUGUGA
Molecule: messenger RNA, 683 nt
Organism: Peromyscus leucopus (white-footed mouse)
Lineage: Eukaryota; Metazoa; Chordata; Mammalia; Rodentia; Cricetidae
Product: zinc finger protein 431-like
Exons: 3
Coding region: 231-683 (150 amino acids)
Biological process (GO): regulation of DNA-templated transcription
Source: RefSeq, a predicted model, not a curated record